AUGGCGCAAGCCAGCAACAUCGAUACCACAGUCGCGCUACCCCGGCUCGAAGACCUUCUCCGGCACCCAGAAGAUCUAGACAAGAUCAGUGGACUGAAGGCGGAAUACCUGCGGAAGAAGACGGCAGUCGAUUCACGACUACGAGAAGGUCUCCGAGACCAGCUAGAGGCAGUACAGCGCAGCAUUGCUGCUCUCACCGAAGGCCAGCGACAAGUUUCGAAAACAAAAGAUGAGCUUCAGGGCAUCGAUAAGCUAUGCGCGGAGUCGCAACAUAGCGUGGAGGACUUUGCGCAGAUUGACAAACUCGCUCGCAUUCAACGGCAUUUUGAUGCUACACUCAUGAUGAAACGGGGACUUGAAAACUUUGGUGCGGAUAUUCAGGAAGUGGAAGAUUUGCUCAAGGAAGAUGAUGACGAUAUGGAGAAUCAGCCCAAUAUGCUACGGGCUCAUAUGCAGAUCUCGCGGUUACGGGAUUUCCGUGAUGAGGCUAUGGAUCAGAUUAGCAAGGCCCAUGACCAGAGUUCUGAAGAGACUUUAAUCGAAUACUUCGAGGGGUUGGAUUCUGUUAUUGAGUGGUUCGAUGAUCACCUUGGCACGGCUUGCAUGAACCUCAUUCCUCUGGUGCAGGCGGAUAAUAAGAGCAUGGUUGUUCGGCUUGCUGUCGUUGUGAUGAAUGAGGAGAAGAAUGAUGAUACAGUUCGCGCAUUGCAAGAGGCUCAGAAAGACCAUAAAGACCUCGCAAGUCGCUUCAAGUCCAUGAAUAUCGGCCCCAAAACUGUGCGUGGAUACAAGGACAAGUUUAUUCAAGCCAUCGAACUCUACGCCCAGAGUCAAUUUGAAGAGACCCUUCAAGUCUUCCUUGGAGAUCCAGAAAAUCUGGAAAAGAAUUUCCGGUGGUACUUCAAUGAUCUAUUCACGGUCAAGCAAGGCAUGCAGAGUCUUCAUGAUCGACGACACCGAGCUCCCGGCGGACAAUCUGCUCACCAUCAUUCACUGGAGCGACAAGUAUUACAAAAGAUGAAGAAGCUGGGCUGGACAGUAACAGAUCUUCAGCCCAACAUUCUGGACGAUCGCGAGCCAGAACUCGUUCGCAAAUGGCAGAGCGUCAUUAUCAACGCUGUGGAAGACUGGAUGGACCGCAUUUUCAACGCGGACAGAACUUCGCUCCUCGAUAAGGUCUCAGAUGCUUUAGACAACAAUGCAGAGGGCCACUUCCGCACCAAAACAUUGGCUGACAUGUGGCGCAUGCUUCACGAACAAGUCAUGGCAUCAGCGGCAUCGGACCGCGCUGAUCUAGUAGAGGGUGUAAUCGACGCCAUGUUCCGGGCACUGAAGGGCCGACAGAGCUCAUGGCAAGCAUUAAUCGACGAGCAAACAGCCCAAUAUCAAACCACUGGCGCGGACCAAGAAGGCGUCCAGUUGCUGCAGGACUGGAUGAUCGGUGUCGCCAACGACCAGAUUUCUUGCAUCGAUGAUAACGAGGAGACAGGCCAGUUCGGCUACCUGACGCGGUUCAAGGCCGAUUUCGAGUCGAUGGUUACACCGAAGUACAUGGGCACUACGGCAGCCAUCGAGCUGGAGGCGCUGCGCGAUGGCUAUGUCGAUCUGAGCACGCACUGCCUCGCAAAGUUCGUGAGCCUCCUCUUCACAGUUGAUCUGGAUUCCGUGCUACCAGAUCUCUUCACGUCCCGGUGGUACGGCGAGUUCGCCAUGAAGCGUAUCACCUCAACCUUUGAAGACUACAUGGCGGACUACGGCCCCGUGUUACACCCCUCUCUAGCCGAAAUCUUGAUCGAGGAACUCUCAGACGAGCUGUUGGUGCGGUACUUAUCUGCUGUGCGCAACAAGGGCGUCAAAUUCCGCCGUCACAUCGACCCCUUCACAGACAAGUUCAAGGACGAUGUCCUCACUGUCUUUGCAUUCUUUGAGAACUACCCUGAUUCAUUCGAGGGGACUAUCAAGCAGAAGUGGCGACUGGUUGAUUGGCUUGUUCGCCUCCUUGCUACGGAGAAGGGUCCCGGGCUUGUGGAAGUUUAUGAGGCCUUCAAGCUUGAAUACUGGGACUUGCAGCUCUCAUGGGUUGAGGCCGUGCUGCGCACCCGUGAUGACUUCGAGCGCAGCAUGAUCACCCAGAUCAAGGCGAAGGCUGCGGAGUUGUCUGUCGAGCGCGGACAGGAGACUAUCAUGAGUCGAUUACGAUGA
This is a messenger RNA of Penicillium paradoxum, 2202 nucleotides long. Its product is annotated as SNARE-binding exocyst subunit SEC6. Bases 1 to 2202 code for a protein of 733 amino acids. Gene Ontology annotation, biological process: exocyst localization; exocytosis. Gene Ontology annotation, molecular function: SNARE binding. NCBI's taxonomy places the organism in Eukaryota, Fungi, Ascomycota, Eurotiomycetes, Eurotiales, Aspergillaceae. The record is from RefSeq and is a predicted model, not a curated record. The transcript is spliced from 2 exons. Gene Ontology annotation, cellular component: exocyst.